AUGACCAACGAGCUGGAUAUCUUCGUGGGGAACACGACCCUCAUCGACGAGGACGUGUACCGCCUCUGGCUGGAUGGCUACUCGGUGAACGAUGCGGUGGCCCUGCGGGUGCACUCGGGAAUCCUGGAGCAGACGGGCGCCACGGCCGCCGUGCUGCAGAGUGACACCAUGGACCACUACCGAACCUUCCACAUGCUGGAGCGCCUGCUGCACGCCCCGCCCAAGCUGCUGCACCAGCUCAUCUUCCAGAUCCCGCCCUCCCGGCAGGCGCUGCUCAUUGAGAGGUACUAUGCCUUCGACGAGGCCUUCGUGCGCGAGGUCCUGGGCAAGAAGCUGUCCAAGGGCACCAAGAAGGACCUGGAUGACAUCAGCACCAAGACCGGCAUUUCCCUUAAAAGCUGCCGGAGACAGUUCGACAACUUUAAGCGGGUCUUCAAGGUGGUGGAGGAGAUGCGGGGCUCACUGGUCGAUAACAUCCAGCAGCACUUCCUUCUCUCCGACCGGCUGGCCAGAGACUAUGCCGCCAUCGUCUUUUUUGCCAACAACCGCUUUGAGACGGGGAAGAAGAAGCUGCAGUAUCUGAGCUUUGGCGACUUCGCCUUCUGUGCCGAGCUCAUGAUCCAGAACUGGACCCUUGGAGCCGUCGGUGAGGCCCCCACUGGCCCAGACUCCCAGGUGGAUGACAUGGAUGUGGACUUAGACAAAGAGUUUCUCCAGGACCUGAAGGAGCUCAAAGUGCUGGUGGCUGACAAGGACCUUCUGGAUCUGCAUAAGAGCCUGGUGUGCACCACCCUCCGGGGAAAGAUCGGUGUCUUCUCCGAGAUGGAAGCCAACUUCAAGAACCUCUCGCGGGGGCUGGUGAAUGUGGCUGCCAAGCUGACCCACAACAAGGACGUCAGAGAUCUCUUUGUGGACCUGGUGGAGAAGUUUGUGGAGCCCUGCCGCUCUGACCACUGGCCGCUGAAUGAUGUGCGGCUGUUCUUGAACCAGUAUUCAGCGUCGGUCCACUCCCUGGAUGGCUUCCGGAUGCUGCCCUUCGCCUCCUGCCUCCCCGGCUCGCUGCUGCUCUGGGCGCUGCUGCUGCUGCUCCUGGGGGCAGCGUCUCCCCAGGACUCGGAGGAGCCCGACAGCUACACGGAAUGCACAGAUGGCUAUGAGUGGGACCCUGACAGCCAGCACUGCCGGGACGUCAACGAGUGCCUGACCAUCCCCGAGGCCUGCAAGGGGGAGAUGAAGUGCAUCAACCACUAUGGGGGCUACUUGUGCCUGCCCCGCUCCGCCGCCGUCAUCAACGACCUGCACGGCGAGGGGCCGCCGCCGCCAGUGCCCCCCGCUCAGCACCCCAACCCCUGCCCGCCAGGCUACGAGCCCGAUGAGCAGGAGAGCUGUGUGGACGUGGACGAGUGCACCCAGGCCCUGCACGACUGCCGCCCCAGCCAGGACUGCCACAACCUGCCCGGCUCCUACCAGUGCACCUGCCCCGAUGGCUACCGCAAGAUUGGGGUUGAAUGUGUGGACAUAGACGAGUGCCGCUACCGCUAUUGCCAGCACCGCUGCGUGAACCUGCCGGGCUCCUUCCGCUGCCAGUGCGAGCCCGGCUUCCAGCUGGGGCCCAACAACCGCUCCUGUGUGGAUGUGAAUGAAUGUGACCUGGGGGCUCCCUGUGAGCAGCGCUGUUUCAACUCCUACGGGACCUUCCUGUGCCGCUGCCACCAGGGCUACGAGCUGCACCGGGAUGGCUUCUCCUGCAGCGAUAUCGACGAGUGCAGCUACUCUAGCUACCUCUGCCAGUACCGCUGUGUCAAUGAGCCAGGCCGCUUCUCCUGCCACUGCCCACAGGGCUACCAGCUGCUGGCCACGCGCCUCUGCCAAGACGUUGACGAGUGUGAGUCCGGUGCACACCAGUGCUCUGAGGCCCAGACCUGUGUCAACUUCUAUGGGGGCUACCGCUGCGUGGACACCAACCGCUGCGUGGAGCCCUAUGUGCAGGUGUCCGACAAUCGCUGCCUCUGCCCGGCCUCCAACCCGCUGUGCCGCGAGCAGCCCUCCUCCAUCGUGCACCGCUACAUGAGCAUCACCUCGGAGCGGAGCGUGCCCGCCGACGUGUUCCAGAUCCAGGCGACCUCCGUCUACCCCGGCGCCUACAACGCCUUCCAGAUCCGCGCUGGGAACUCGCAGGGGGACUUCUACAUCAGGCAAAUCAACAACGUCAGCGCCAUGCUGGUCCUCGCCCGGCCGGUGACGGGCCCCCGGGAGUAUGUGCUGGACCUCGAGAUGGUAACCAUGAACUCCCUCAUGAGCUACCGGGCCAGCUCGGUGCUGAGGCUCACCGUCUUCGUGGGGGCCUACGCCUUCUGA
Molecule: messenger RNA, 2358 nt
Organism: Pipistrellus nathusii (Nathusius's pipistrelle)
Lineage: Eukaryota; Metazoa; Chordata; Mammalia; Chiroptera; Vespertilionidae
Source: the annotation of a GenBank genome assembly